UUAACGUCUCAGAAAAAUAAAGAAAGAUAGAGAUGACUGACGAAAACCCUGAGGAGGAUCAUGAAUCUCCUGGAGUAGCCGAAACAAAUCUUGGAAGCCCUUCUUCGAAGAACAAUAACAACAACAAAGAGCAAGACCGGUUUCUUCCAAUUGCCAAUGUCGGAAGAAUUAUGAAAAAGGUUCUUCCCGGUAAUGGUAAGAUCUCGAAAGACGCCAAAGAAACCGUUCAAGAAUGCGUAUCAGAGUUCAUCAGUUUCGUUACUGGUGAAGCUUCUGAUAAGUGUCAAAGAGAGAAGAGGAAAACCAUCAAUGGAGAUGAUAUCAUUUGGGCCAUUACAACUCUCGGUUUCGAAGACUACGUGGCUCCGUUAAAGGUCUAUCUCAACAAAUACCGAGAAACCGAAGGAGAGAAAACCAAUAGCCCAAAACAAAGACAACAACAAGUACAACAGAAUCAUCAUUUCCAGUUCCAAGAACAAGACCAUAACAACAUUUCAUGUACUAGUUACAUGUCACAUCAUCAUCCUUCCCCAUUCUUUCCCGCUGAUCAUCAACCUUUUCCAAAUCUGCCUUUCUCACCUAAAUCAUUGCAGAAACAGUUCCCGCAGCAGCAGCAUGACAACACUGAUUCCAUUGGACAAUGGUCAGUAUGAGUCCUAAAUUUUUGUACUUUUAUAUAUAUAUAUAUAUAUAUUAUAUUGUUUUGUUUCCCGUUGUGACUACAUCUUGGUGCUUAAAUAUUGUUGCUAUACAUAUACAUUAGAUACGUACAUCUUGAUAUUUUCUGUAUACCGAUGUUAUAUUUUGUGUAACAGAAUACUUCUUGAUAUUUUAUCGGGUUAUGUUAAAUUGAAUCACACCAGAAAAGUAUGUAGGAACUCAGAUUACACAAUGCAGGUCUUCUGUUUUUGGUAUGGACUUCUGUUGGAAAGUAGUACUCGGCAAAGUUUGAA
Messenger RNA from Brassica napus (rape), 953 nucleotides. Its product is annotated as nuclear transcription factor Y subunit B-7. Gene Ontology annotation, biological process: regulation of transcription by RNA polymerase II. The record is from RefSeq and is a predicted model, not a curated record. Lineage: Eukaryota; Viridiplantae; Streptophyta; Magnoliopsida; Brassicales; Brassicaceae. Gene Ontology annotation, cellular component: CCAAT-binding factor complex; nucleus. Bases 33 to 653 code for a protein of 206 amino acids. Gene Ontology annotation, molecular function: protein heterodimerization activity; RNA polymerase II cis-regulatory region sequence-specific DNA binding; DNA-binding transcription activator activity, RNA polymerase II-specific. The transcript has a single exon.